UAUGGCCGUUUGCUUCGUUGUCGAAUGUUUGUAGGAACGCUUCCUUCCUUGUUUACAUUGUCCACGGUUAAAAUAUUUGACACUUUACGAGUCAAAUGUAUGGUGAACGUAUCGUUGUAAAGCGUACAAAUAUUUAUUUUAUAAUUAUAUGAUUGUGAUGUUUACUGUGUAAAAAUACUAAUCGCUGGGACCAUUGAUUCAAAUUCGAUAUUCAAAUAAAAGAUGUUCGAAAGUGAUGACUGGGAUCUAGAUCAGGACUUUUUAAAUGAUGUAGACAACAGAUCAAAUAAUAUUUCUUCUACAACCGAUAAUGACGAAAUAGAACCGAAGAAACGUAAAAUAGAAGUUUCUAAUGAUUCGGCUUUUUCAUCGCAUAAUAAUGUAAAUUGGGGCAAAGAAAAAUUUAGUAACGAAACUAUAACGCAACACAGUGACAAAGCGUUAAGAAAAAAUUUAAUACUUGGUGUGUUUAACAAGAGUACGUCAGAAAGUAAUCUAUCUAAAAAAUUAACUGAAAAUAGUUUAUUAAAAUCUCAGUUGAGUAAUACUCGAAGCAUAAGCAACAAUCAAUUAUCUAGAACAAAUAGCGUGCUUGAAAUACUUGGAAAAAAGAGUUCAAAAGAUAAAGUUACAGAUAAUAAUGUGGAAAAUUCAGAUUCUCGAAAUAACAAAGCAAAAAUUCAGGACAAAAGCAAUAUUUUCAUAAAACAACAAAAUAAUUCUAAAGAAAUCGCAUCUGAAAAUUCUAGGAAGGAGUUGUCGAAUAAUACGUUGAAGCAGUGUCGCACGAGUAACGUCGAAUUGAAAAAUAAAUGUACAUUAAAGACCCCGCAAGUUCAAUCCAAUAAAAAAAUGACACUGGUCAGAAGAUUUCCAGGACCAGCUGGCCUACUACCGGAUAAUAUAGACGUUAGCACGCUUCAGACUUCGUAUUUGAAUACUUUAAACGAAAGUGAAAGCACAAAAGAAUUUCCUAAAGCUGCUCUGACGGAAUAUUGUUCUCAAAACACAGAGAAUUUGUUUACAGAAGGUGCUUGGCAAUUGAUGUUGGAUGAUUUACCGGAUGGUUUUUUGAAAGGCAAAGAAAUUGCAACCGUUAAACAAAUGGCAAGCAUAAAUGGACACAGUUGCACAAAAGUUGAUUUUCUAGCAGGUAUAAUCGAAUGCAUAGAUUACAGCCGUGAUAAUCCGCUGAUCGUUUUAAAAGAUUUCACAGAUAAGAUGCCAGGAAUUGUUCAUAAAGAUAUACCGUACAAGUAUCCUGGCUUGCUGGAUUCGAAUGUCGUUAUAUUAUUACGCAAUGUAGGGUUAUUAAAGACUUCCGGAUCCUUUGUCUCUAAUAAGUAUCACAUUUUAAUCUCGCCGUCGAGUUUGUUGGCCAUUUAUUCAAACAAAGGUAAAAUAGAACGUACGCGUUACAUGGAGUCGAUCGUGCGAAAUGUCUACAAUGGAGAAGCGAUGGAAGAGAAGAAGGAUAUGGAAGAAGACGAGGUGUUUUUAAAUCGAAAUUCAGAGUCUAACGUAAAUUGUACCGUUGAAAACGAUUCGGACGAUGAAAUGUUGUCUCAGUUAGAUAUGGAGGCUAUUUGCAGCAAUGGAGGAUUAAUAUGAUAAUAAAAAGAAGCGACUCGUAGAACAAUUAGUCAGGUUCGCAACCCACGAGAAAAAUAGACAGCAGGAUUUCUGUAAAUACUCAUAAUAUUUUUUCAUGUUUG
This is a messenger RNA of Nomia melanderi (Alkali bee), 1715 nucleotides long. RefSeq lists its product as uncharacterized. The record is from RefSeq and is a predicted model, not a curated record. NCBI's taxonomy places the organism in Eukaryota, Metazoa, Arthropoda, Insecta, Hymenoptera, Halictidae. Gene Ontology annotation, biological process: recombinational repair.